Penicillium verrucosum is the source of this 7446-nucleotide messenger RNA. RefSeq names its product type I polyketide synthase. Bases 1 to 7446 code for a protein of 2481 amino acids. NCBI's taxonomy places the organism in Eukaryota, Fungi, Ascomycota, Eurotiomycetes, Eurotiales, Aspergillaceae. Gene Ontology annotation, biological process: secondary metabolite biosynthetic process; fatty acid biosynthetic process. Gene Ontology annotation, molecular function: fatty acid synthase activity; phosphopantetheine binding; 3-oxoacyl-[acyl-carrier-protein] synthase activity. The record is from RefSeq and is a predicted model, not a curated record. The transcript has 16 exons.
AUGACCACGACCGGUUUAACCAAACCAGACGCAAUCAAGUAUGGAGAAUCAUCGACAGAGAAACAUGUUGGGACUUCGGAAUUUGGUGAAGAUGGCUUCGUUCCAGCACCUGCCGUUCCACCUGUCGCUAUCGUCGGCAUGGGGAUGCGACUUCCUAGAGAUGUUCGAACAGGCGACGAGUUCUGGGAUCUUCUUAUCAGUAAAAGGGACUGUUCUUCUGAAGUUCCAAAGAGUCGCUAUAACAUUGACGCCUUCUAUCAUCCUGAUAAGUCCCAAUCAGUGAAGACAAGACGGGGAUAUUUUCUCAACGACGAUUACAUGCAGGGUUCGGACAAUUCGUUCUUCGCAGAAAUGCCUGGUUUCAACAUCAGCGAGCUCGAUCCGCAGCAAAUGUCACUCAUGGAGGUGGUUUGGGAAUGCAUGGAGAACGCAGGACAAACCAAUUGGCGAGGAGAAAAGAUCGGAUGCUACGUGGGAGUUUUUGGAGAGGACUGGCAUGAACUGACAGCCAAAGAGCCCCAGGACGUUCCGCGUGUGUAUUCAUUUGCGAAUGGGGGAUUCACUUUGGCAAAUCGAAUUUCCUACGAGUUUGACUUGAAAGGGCCCAGUGCAACCAUCCUCACUGCAUGUUCAUCUUCACUGGUUGCAUUGCAUGAAGCUUGCCAAGCUCUUUACAGCGGAAGCUGUUCCUCAGCCGUGGUGGCAGGAACCAACAUGCUGUUGACUCCUUCUAUGAGCGUGAACAUGUCCGAGAACAUGGUUCUCUCCCCAGACGGUUACUGCAAAGUUUUCGAUGCAAGUGCAAACGGCUACGGCCGUGGAGAAGCGGUAAAUGCUAUUUUUAUCAAACCCCUAGAUCAAGCCAUCGCAGGUGGUGACAAUAUCCGGGCCAUCAUUCGGGGAACGUCCGCAAAUUAUGAUGGAAAGUCAGCAAAGAUAUUCGCACCCGAUAUAAAAAGCCAAGAGCAGCUCAUCCGAGAGGCUUAUUCAAGGGCUCAGAUCCGUGACAUCUGGCAAACAGCUUUUGUGGAGUGUCAUGGAACUGGCACACAAGUCGGGGAUAUCGUGGAGACAACUGCCAUUGCUCGGGCCUUUGAGGGCAAGGGUGUCUUCAUCGGAUCUGUAAAGUCAAAUGUUGGACACGGUGAAGGUGCGUCGGGGUUGACUGCCAUUAUCAAAGCCGUGUUAUCCUUGGAACAUUCCACAAUCCCCCCGAAUCUUCAUUUUACGCGUCCCAACCCCAGGAUUCCGUUCGAAAAAGGCGGGCUCCAAGUCCCCGCUGAGCCCACUCCAUGGCCUCUUGAUCGCCAGAAACGCGUCAGUGUGAACUGUUUUGGUAUUGGAGGGAGCAACGCCCAUGCUAUCUUAGAUGCAGGCCCUGUUGUUGAUGAUGUCGAUAGAAAUAUUAUUGACAAGCAGUCAAUCCCUUAUGUUCUCCCCGCAUCAGCACAAAGCACCCCGGCCCUCAUUUCAAGACUUGCGGGCAUACAAGAGUACCUGAAGAGAAAACCACAUACGACACAUGAUGUCGCAUACACUCUUGGAGCUUGCCGCGAUCAUCUGUCCCAUCGAGGAUACCUGAUCGUUGACGGCAAGAGUGGCAUAACUGAAAAUCAAUCAACCCCACCGGCAGUUACGGGAGUCCCGCGUGUGGUAUUCGCAUUCACCGGACAGGGUGCCCAGUGGACGGGUAUGGGAACAAAUCUGAUGAGUCACUUUGAUACCUUCCGGCGCGAUAUCCGCACUCUAGACCAGAUAUUGCAAGAGAUCGAAUCCCCACCCUCAUGGAGCAUUGAAGGUGAGCUUUCGAACCCAGAUGUUUCUACCUGCGUCGAUAAGACUGAGUACUCUCAAACACUGUGUGCUGCGGUCCAGAUCGCUUUGGUCAACUUACUAGCGAGCUGGGGAAUUUCACCAUCGGCUGUGGUUGGAUACUCGAGUGGCGAGGUUAUUGCUGCAUAUGCAGCGAAGGCAAUUUCGAUGCGUGGCGCUAUCAUCAUCGCACAUCUCCGUGGACGAUGUAACGAGUCCACCUCACAGCGUGGAGGAAUGAGCGUGAUUGGUCUUGGAAAGGAAACUGUGAACGAAUACCUGAUUGAUGGGGUAGUUAUUGCGUGUGAGAAUAGUCCUCAGAGCGUUAAUAUUUCAGGGCCUAGGUCACAGCUGAGAAAGGUCAUUGAUCGCAUUGUUGAAAGGAUGCCAGAAACAUUCGUUCGAGAGCUGCCUGUCGAAGUCGCUUAUCAUUCCCCGUCUAUGAUGAAUGCUGGUGUAGUUUUCGAGUCGGCCGUUGCCUCUCACAUUGCUCACAGUGACACGAUGCUUCCUCUUUAUUCCACAGUGACAGGCACAGUGAUAACGGAACCGCAUUGGCUAGAUGCUGCUUACUGGCGCAGAAGUCUAGAAUCACCGGUUCUGUUCUCUACAGCGGUUCAGACUUUGCUUGAUCAGCAAAAGGAUCGGAAAACUCUGCUCGUGGAAAUUGGGACCCAUUCUACCCUUGCUGGACCUAUCCGUCAGAUCGUUUCGCCUCAGUCAAUUCAAGCUUAUUACAUCCCUACGCUUAUUAAAAAGGCAGACCCGACACAAUCCAUCUUGACAACACUCGGGGAACUGUAUUGUCAUGGACACCCCGUCGACUUCGCGGCAAUAAACGGCACCGGAAAUGUUCUCCACGAUCUCCCCGUCUAUCAUUGGGAUAGACAAAGCAUUGAUUGGAAAGAAAGUCGCCUAAGUCACAAUUGGAGAUUCCGCAAAUAUCCCCAUCAUGAACUGCUGGGCUCUCGCAUGUUGGAAGGUAGUGAUAUUGAGCCAGGUUGGAGGAAUUUCCUGAAGGCCAGGGCCGUCCCGUGGCUUAGCGAUCAUCAAGUACUCGGGGAUGUCGUGUUUCCCUGUGCAGGCUAUAUUGGAAUGAUUAACGAAGCAAUACGCCAGUUGUUUAACACCCAAGAAUGCACAAUUCGCAACCUACAACUCAAGGUACCGCUUGUUGUGCCAACAACCGAGGGUCAUAAUAUCGAAAUUGUCACUACAAUGCGACCAUUGCGGAUAAAUGACCGACUUGACUCCAAUUGGUUCGAAUUUACCAUUGCAUGCUACGAUGGAAACAAUUGGACCAAACAUAGUACUGGGCAAGUGGUGGCAGGUGCCGAGAAUUUAAAGAUUGAUGUCCCAGGAACACAGCGGUUUCAAAGGUCGGUGAAUACAAAGUCCUGGUACGGCUCGCUCGCAAAUGUGGGACUACAAUACGGGCCACACUUUCAAGGCUUAGAGGAUAUUACAGCAGAUCCUAUCAGCUUCGCGGCCAGGGCCACGGUUGGCGGAAUAUUCAAAGGAAGCGACAACGGCAAUGCUGUCCACCCUACUGUCAUUGACCAGUGCUUGCAAAUGUUCAGUGUCGCAGCCUGCAAGGGGAGGGCAAGAUAUCUGACAAAACUCUUCAUCCCGAUGUUCAUUGACGAAAUUUCUCUCGGUCAAAAUAGUGAUUUAAUGAAGGUCGAAGUCACUGGAGAAAGCUUUGCCGGAACCCAAGCCAAGUGCAGUAUUUCGAUGAGUGAUGGUACAAACACGGUACUCGCAAUGCGUGGAGUGACUCUGGCUCAAUUGGACCAAGGUCUUAGGGACGACACACUUGGAAUCCCUUUGCUCUCAGAAGCAGAGUGGCGUCCGGAUCUUGAUCUCCUUCCUGGCCACCUUCAGCUACCUAGUGAAAAGGACAGGGCCAAUACAGUUGGAUUGUUGAGUAGGGCUUCCACGCUGUCUAUGAUCUGCAUGCAUCGAAAUAUUGCCAAAGUAGAACCAUGCCCAGAACACCUUGAGGGCUACAAAGGCUGGCUAUCAAACCAAAUCAUGAAGUUGAAGACGGAUGGUAUAUCUGCUGUGCCCGAAGCGCAAUCAUGGGCGCAGAUGGACAGCGAUAAUCUGCGGGCACAGAGGCUGACACUAGAUAAGCAGCUUCAGACUGAGGGACUGGGCUUCAUCUCCGAACUCAGUCAGGUGGCAGUGAGAGAGAUAACAGCACUUGUUGAAGGAUCAAAUUGCUCUUCGUUAGGCUCGAGAAAGGUCAAGCAACUGCAGAAACUCAACGACUGGAUCGAGUCUCUCAGUGACCUAUUGAGGUGGUUCUCUCUUCUUUGCCACGCCAAUCCAAAUCUUCGUAUCAUUGCGGUUGGCGACGAGACGGGGUCAUUCACUUCUUCUGUGCUUCAAUAUCUUACCUCCGACGGAAAAGUCCUCUGUGCACAGUACACGCUGGCAACGACACCUGACAUCGAUGCCGCUCUGAAAGAUCGCUUCAAAGAUAAUAACCUAGUAGAGUUCAAGUCCUUGGAUCUCGACAAAGAUCCCCUUCAGCAGGAAUUCAAAGGGAGUUAUUAUGACCUAGUCAUUGCAUUUAAUAUUGGCGCUCGGAUGUCUGGCGUGACGCCAGCAUUGAAGAGUAUUGGAAAGCUUCUGACUCCUGGCGGACGAGUUCUAAUUCGCGAACACUGCCCUGAACUACCGGUGAUGCACUAUCUAUCAAACCCGUCCCAAACCCAGUUGUUUGACGAGCCCCAAGUUGACAUCAAUGCCAAGUAUAUGUCAACUGAGGAGUGGGAAGGAAAACUUCGACAGGCUGGAUUCGGCGGGGUUGAGACGAAGGGCGAUGACGGCAAAGCGCCGUAUCGUAUCUAUCGAAACUUGAUCGCACGCAUUCCACCAGAGAACCAUUUGCAGGGAAACACUGUGUAUCUUCUUUGUCCGAGUGAGAUGCAUCAAUAUCCAUGGUUGAUCGAAGUUGAAACGCAUUUCAUCGGGAAUGGCCAUACAGUGCAACGCUGUACCAAAGGGGAAGCGAUACCACACGGGCAACCAGUGAUCUCAUUCCUCGACUUUGAGUGCCCAUUCUUCUAUGAUACAAGCGAGAAAGACUGGAUGGCGUUCCAGGAUCUUAUAAAAUCCUCCCCCCAGAUCCUAUGGGUCACUCACUCAGUUGAGUUAGAAUGUGCUAAUCCAAACUUUUCGCUCGUCAUGGGAGUUUCCCGUACCGCACGACAAGAACAGGAAAUUCAAUUUGGUACAUUUCAGGUGGACAACUUUGAUAGCUUUGCCGCAGCAGCACUACUCAAAGUAUCGACGAAAUUCUUCAGACAAGGGGAUCGAACUGGUUUGGACGAUGUCGACUAUGAAUUUGCCCUUCGUGAUGGCUGCGUCUACAUUCCGCGAAUACGAUGGAGCUCCCUUUCGGAUAGACUGCUAUACUCACCUGACAUCGAUGCACCCAUGAAGCUGGACAUUGCCUCAUAUGGAACUCUGGACUCAUUGUCUUGGCGAGAACAUGAGCUUGGCUCCCCUGAAGCAGACGAGAUCGAAGUUGAGGUCAAGUUUGUUGGGCUUAACUUCCGAGAUGUGAUGAUUUCACUGGGCUUUAUGGCAAGUAAAGAUCAAAUGGGAAUCGAUGGUAGUGGGAUUGUGCAAAGAUGUGGCACUGGAGUAACCGAGUUCAAAAAGGGCGAUCGAGUCAUGAUAAUGCACCCUGGGCUUUUCCGCACACGCGUGGUAGUACCUACCUCCCGAUGUAUCCAUAUGUCACCGUCGGUUUCGUUGGAAGAUGCUGCCUCGCUGCCUGUGGUUUAUGUCACAGCGCUGUAUUGUAUAAUGGACAUCGGGAGAUUGGAGAAAGGACAGUCUGUUUUGAUUCAUGCAGCAUGUGGAGGAGUAGGCCUUGCUGCAAUUCAACUUUGUCAGAUGAUUGGCGCAAAGAUAUACGCAACUGUCGGGAGUGAGACGAAGGUACAGCAUUUGAUAAAUAACUUUGGGAUUCCUCGAAGUCACAUUUUCAGCUCUCGCGACACCUCCUUCUAUCCCAAUCUCAUGAAGGAGACUGACGGUCAGGGUGUCGAUAUUGUGCUGAAUUCCCUUGCUGGCGAUCUUCUCCACGCUUCAUGGAAAUGUGUGGCGGAAUUCGGCAAGAUGAUAGAAAUCGGAAAGCGAGACUUCCUAGAGCAUGGAACCUUAGCGUUGGAAGCAUUUGGGGGUAAUCGGGCAUUCUUCGGUGUUGAUUUGAUUCGGCUCGCAGAAAAGGCAGGGACAGUUACAAGGGAAAGACUCUUCCGCCAAGUCCGAGACCUUUGGGAUGCAGGAAAAAUCACCGCAAUUCGCCCCUUGAAUAUUUUCUCCAGCGUUGAUACACCUGAUGCAUUCCGUCAGCUUCAGCAGGGACUUCAUAUGGGCAAACUCCUGGUGAGGAUGCCAGAAAUAUCAGAGCGAGGGUUAAUUUCCAAGUCGCGUCGCAUGUCAAUGUUCUCUCCCAGGCUAUCCUAUAUCCUGGUCGGGGGUCUAGGGGGUAUUGGACGAGCGAUAGCAACUUGGAUGGUAGAGCGCGGUGCCAGAAACUUGGUCUUCUUGACCCGAUCGGCAGGAGCCACUAGUCAGGAUCAGUCAUUUCGUGAUGAGCUGGAGUUGCAGGGCUCUACAGUUAUUAUGAUAAAGUGUGAUGUGACGAUCCAACAACAGGUUCAAGCUGCCAUAGCCGCUUGCCCUUGUCCGGUUGGAGGAAUUCUUCAGCUCUCUAUGAUAGUUCGGGACACUUUCAUUCCAGAUAUGUCUCAUAAGAAUUGGCAGGACGUUCUUUCUUCAAAGGUAGCCGGAACCUGGAACCUUCAUAACGCGCUGGAUGGGAACGAUGCUGAUCUCCAAUUCUUCGUCGUUUGUGGUUCCAUAACUGGUGUUAUGGGCAACGCUGGUCAAGUCAACUACUCAGCAGCAAAUGCUUUUGUGUCCUCAUUUGCCCAGUAUCGGCUCCAAAACGGACUCCCGGCCUCUGUUGUGAAUCUCGGAGGAGUCGACGAUGUAGGAUUCCUUGCGGCGCAGGAUCCCACGCUUCGAGAGCGAAUGCGUUCAGCCUCUGUGAGGUUGCUAAGCGAACAGGAAGUUCUGGAUGCAUUUGAGCUCGCGAUAUUCAAUGGUGACUUUAAAGGAAACUCAAAUUCCUCAGAUUCGCUGAAUAUACCGAACAAUCUGAUUGUUGGCAUGAGCAGCACAAAGUCUCUUGCUGAUGCCACUGUUCGUCCACUUUGGGGGCAGGAUGCACGUUUCCGAGCUUAUUCGCAUCUCGACUUCGACCCAGAAGCAACUGCCGAUACCUCCAAGGUUGCCCCCAGCCUUCGAUAUAUGAUCUCCCUUCUCAAAAAUGAUCCCGAUACUCUAGAUGGGCCAGCUUGGAAGGAGCAAACAAUGCUGGAGAUCGCCAAGACCCUGCAGCAAUAUUCGACUUUUGCCCGUGGGCAAGACUCUGAGCAGCUCGCUACCAUACACAUCGACUCUCUUAUGACAGUUGAGAUCCGAAACUGGUGUCGUCGUCAUUUUGAUUUGGACCUGUCACUGAUUGCGAUAACUAAGGCUGCCACUUUUAGCGGACUAGGGGAUUUGAUUACUGAGACGCUACGCUCCAAGUACAUGAAGAAAUAG